Carlito syrichta (Philippine tarsier) is the source of this 3625-nucleotide messenger RNA. It is a transcript of the gene KCTD2, whose product is annotated as potassium channel tetramerization domain containing 2. Gene Ontology annotation, molecular function: cullin family protein binding. The coding region runs from base 1 to 780 and encodes 259 amino acids. Gene Ontology annotation, cellular component: cytoplasm; Cul3-RING ubiquitin ligase complex. The record is from RefSeq and is a predicted model, not a curated record. The transcript is spliced from 7 exons. Lineage: Eukaryota; Metazoa; Chordata; Mammalia; Primates; Tarsiidae. Gene Ontology annotation, biological process: proteasome-mediated ubiquitin-dependent protein catabolic process; protein homooligomerization.
AUGGCUGCGCGGAGCAAAAGGCAGCAGCUACACCCCGGAAACCCUGCCGGCGGGGCAAUCCGAGAGCGCGGCGUCUUCCCCAACGGUGCGACAAGAGUCAGUGCGAGAGCAGAACAGAGGAGCCCACCAGGGCUCGGACCCAACGCCGCGAACACCACUCACCUUCACCGACCCCGGCGGCCCACUGGCCCCAGCCACAAGUCACGGAACAGGCUGAACGUGGGCGGCACCUACUUCGUGACCACCAGACAGACCCUAGGCCGGGAGCCCAAGUCUUUUCUCUGCCGCCUCUGCUGCCAGGAGGACCCGGAGCUGGACUCAGACAAGGACGAGACAGGGGCAUAUCUGAUUGACAGGGACCCCACCUACUUUGGUCCUAUCCUAAACUACCUCCGCCAUGGGAAACUCAUCAUUACUAAGGAGUUGGCAGAAGAAGGCGUGCUGGAAGAAGCAGAAUUUUACAACAUUGCAUCUCUUGUGCGGCUGGUUAAGGAAAGGAUACGGGACAAUGAGAACAGAACUUCACAGGGCCCCGUGAAGCACGUGUACAGAGUCCUGCAGUGUCAAGAAGAAGAGCUCACGCAGAUGGUCUCUACUAUGUCUGAUGGUUGGAAAUUUGAACAGCUAAUUAGCAUUGGAUCUUCCUAUAACUAUGGAAAUGAGGAUCAGGCGGAGUUCCUCUGUGUUGUCUCCAGAGAACUAAAUAAUUCUACCAAUGGCAUUGUCAUAGAACCGAGUGAAAAGGCAAAGAUUCUUCAGGAGAGAGGAUCGCGGAUGUAAACUAAGAAUCGGAAACUCCAGAAUCCUGAACACCAAGAGAGCAAUCAUGCAGAGCACCUCUGUGAAGUUAUAUCUCGCUCCUGUACAGUAUCUGAGCAACUGCAAAGCAGAGCUGAGCUCGGCCCCUGUGGAGAUGCGUUCUGGUCAAAGCCAAAGGAACCUCCUUCCCCACCCGCAGGACUCUGAAGACAGAUGCCACUUCUGGCUGCAGAAUACCCUUUCAGAAACCUGCUUUUGUUUUCUUAGCCAGUAUUGUAACAGAUCUUUACAAUAGCAACUGAGCUGGGUUCCCAUUUGGAGCCUUUUGGGGAUCUAGGGGAAGAGGGAGGAAGGCCUGGCUUUUUGGAAAUGGCCUGUACUUUAAGGAAGCUAGAGCAAAGGAAAGAAGAUUGUCCCUGAGCUGUGCCAUGGUUCACCCCAAAGUGCGCCGUGUUGGACGUUAACAGCCGCUUUGGAACAGUCUUUCCCUCCUUCUAUGCACCCUCAAAAUCCUGCAGCAGAUGCAAAGGGUUCAAGCUGCAGCUUGUCAAGUUGAGGUUUUGGAUAAGGCUUAGAGUUGCCAGAGUACCCUGCAUUCCUAUGAACAGUGCCUCUGUGAGGAAAGGGAGAAUGGGGUGUCGUUUGCAGGUGGGGAUCACUGUUCUGGAUUCGGGGCACCUAGCUGUCACCACAUGCAGCUUUGCCUCCGCUGUCUCCAGUAGCCAGUAACCCCCCGGAGAGCUUGCUUUCUCCCCAGGAGAUGAUGGAGACAGGCAGCAUCCUGCACUGAAUCCAGCAAACAGGAGCUUUAGGGUAGUGGGUAUAACUGCAUAUGCAACCUUUUCUUACGCACCCCACCUCCCUUUGACCCCGUCUUCCUUCCCUGGCUUUUUAAACUGGACCAAAGAUGGAAGGACCUUGCAGACCCUCUUAUGGCUUAGGAUGGGAAAGCUGUUUCUUUGAAAGUUGCCAAAUGUGUCAUAUUGUUGUAUCUAAAAGAAUUGUCAUUUCUGUGCUGUCUCUUGGAAAUGCCUUGACUGUGCAAUAUUUGUGUCUCUUCUUGGUUUCUAGCCUUGGCACACCUGCCCCACAGCAGUGUCAGUGACUUCACACUGACCAGUAGUCUGGGGACUUCCUGUGUCUCUGACCCCCCCCCCAUCGCAUCCUUCUAUGGAAUGCCAUAUUGGCCGGGAUCUAGGGUGUGCCACAGAGCCCUCCUUUGGGCUGUGACUACAGAGCUUUUGUCCACACUUUCUCCCUGAGCUUUUGAAUGUCAGUCAGCAGAAUGCAGAGGAGCCAGAAGAUCCUACUUGCCCUUGAUCACUUUCAAUAGUGUGGCAAAUGGUGUGGGGAAGGAGAAGCUGCUUCUAGGAACUACUGUGUCUGUAAAAGCUGCCGCAAUUCAGGCACUCCUGGGGCCCUUCAGAGGUGAGAUUCUCUGUGCUCCACAAUUCAACUGCUUGCUAGGUGGUUCUAGAAUAGUAAUUUCUGGAAGUAACUGUAGACUAUGCCAGAUGUCUUUUGAACUAGUGACCUGACCAUGCCCAGAUGGCUGAACUUUUUUCUAGGCAUCUCACAUUUUCCUUAUUUCUCUGUAGAGUAGCAGAAAUACAUGUACAGGGGUUUCUGCUGAUAUAUACACGUCCACACACCCAUGUAAGUAUACAUGUUAGCAUCUCAGAAGUCUGGCCUGUGCCAGCUGUAGAUGUUAGAUGAAAUCAAAGCAGCCACCCCUUCCAUAGGGUUGCAGGCAUCCAUGCUGUCACAUCUUUCAGGAAAAAAAAAAAAGAGUGUAGUCAAGAGAAAAUAGAGACAGCAGAAAGAGCCACGCUAAGCAGAGCAGGAGAGAGGACUUUGGAAGAGGUGCUCUUCGGCCAAGUCAAAUAAGCAGCAUCGCACAAACCAGAAGGAAAAGCACCUUCAUUUGGGCCCUUGUGCCCCAUCGUGUCUGUUUAGGCCCUUGUCCCUUGGCUUUCCUAGAGUGUGGGCCAGGUUUCUCGGCCAGGCCUGGUGCCUCUGGUCCCAACCCCAGCUUUGUCACCGAGUGCAGCCAGGAGCCCUUGAGGGCAGACGUCAGUAGGCACCUCCUGUGCACACUGUUUCCCUCAUGCCUCAGAACUGCACAGCUGCCCCUAUAAAGAGACUCUAGAGCCCUAAGCCAAGUGCUCUGGGAAGUAGAUGUGGAUGCUUUUUCUGCUUGCUUGGACAGCUGGUGUUUACCAAAUUUCCCUCCUCACCACAACCCAAUGACAAUUGUUCCAAUGUUCCAGGGGUCUGAUGUUGAUUGUUUCUUAAGAUUUCUGGAGGAGUAUUUUACCCAAACCCUUUAUGAACCAACCUGAUGUUCUUGAAAGCCUUGUCCUCCUGGGAGUAUGACUGAUCACAUCAGGAAGGUCUGCACAGGGUUCGGGGCUGUCGUGUGACCAGUGACCCAUACUCUGCUGCCCAGUAUUGCCGAGGGGAAAGUGUCCUGUCUUUUUCUCUACCCCAGGUGUGAGACCGCCAGUGAUGCCAGCCAGUUCCAGGAGCACCUGGCAUCUGCUGAGUGAUAGCAAAGUAGCACUGCUUCUGUCUUCCUCAGAACCUGGUCUUUUUCCCUGGCAAGGUGGGGCCCAGCCUCCUCUAAAGUUUCUGCAAGUGGUAACUUCUCUUGGGGGUGUCGAGUGUAGAGGGGGAGGCUGUGGGGAUGCUGAGGGCAUGAGGCCACCCCCACCCUCCAGCACGGCCUUUGAUCCAGACUUUGGGGACUAGGCCUGUCGCUGGUGGGUGCCCUUUGUUACUGUUUAUGUGUUUGACUAGUCUGAAAUGCUGUGACUUUGACUUUUUUUUGGUCAAUAAAGAUAUGAAGCAAACUUCUGAACCUUGA